Molecule: messenger RNA, 6756 nt
Organism: Calliphora vicina (urban bluebottle blowfly)
Lineage: Eukaryota; Metazoa; Arthropoda; Insecta; Diptera; Calliphoridae
Gene: Nup153
Product: Nucleoporin 153kD
Exons: 8
Coding region: 745-6621 (1958 amino acids)
Biological process (GO): RNA export from nucleus; protein import into nucleus
Cellular component (GO): nuclear pore
Molecular function (GO): structural constituent of nuclear pore
Source: RefSeq, a predicted model, not a curated record
ACGAAAAAAGUGUGCUCGUCGUUCACGCGUUUCUUUACUCGUUUAUUCGUGCUUUAUAGAAAAUCCAAAUUUUCACACUUUAAACUAUAGUUUUAAUAAAAUUUUGUUGUUUAACGUAGAAUUUGAACAGUUAUUAAUAAAAUUUAUUGGUGAUCAGUGCAUAAAAAUAAAGAUUUCACAACGAAAUAGUUUCGCCAAAAAAACUAUUCACUACGUUUAGAAGGCAAGAAAAAAAUUGAAACAUAAGUCGUCGAAAAAAAAGAAAAAAUUGCGAAAGCCAAAUGGUGAUGAGAAAAGAAAUUCGUCCAUAAUUGGCGGCAGCGUGCGUUAGAGUGAGAUAGGUAUAUAUUCGUGUAUAUGCGUGUGUUGAGAACCCAGAGUUCAAACGACAAAGAAGUAGAAAAAAGCAAAAGUUGUGGUCGAAGCACCCGCGACUCUCGAGGCCAGCUAGUUGAUAUUUGCCAUUUUUGUGAUUUACUAAAAAAAUCUAAAUAUCUUAAAAAAAACACUACCAAAUUUUAUUUCUAAAUAAAUCAGUGCUAAAUAUUUCAAGUACAUACAAUUUUAAAAAAAUAUUGAGAAUAAAAAAUAACAAGACGCUAAGCUCUAGGGGGUGCGUGCAUGCAUGCGUCAAUAACAACCUCGUUGCGGUGUAUGGGAAUUAAAAGAGGUGCUUGUGUUUAAAUUUCAACACAAGCGUUGUUAGUAAAAUUUAACAAUUACGAAAAUUUUCACUAGUGUAAAAUGUCGGAAUAUGCACAUGAUGAGAGUAGUCCUCCACGACAUGGAAGUGAUACAAAUCUACAUAACGUCAGUUUGGAAGACGCUGCUAAUAACUCAAUUAUUGGAAAAGUAAAAUCGAGAGUUUCGAGCAUAUUGCCAAAUCGUUUGUCGAAAUGGUUUUCACCAUCUGCAAAAUUACAAAAUGAUUCAUUAAAUGGUAGUAUUUGUGGUCCAAAUACUACAAGCUUGCCAACACGUCGCAGACGUCGUAUUGAAAUCGAAGAAGAAGAAGAUUACGAGGAAGAGGAUGUGCAACGUGGUGGAGAAUAUGAAGAAAAUAAUCAUCGUAUAUACGCUAAGCAGAGACAAAAUCGAAAUCAUGAAGUUGAUGUCGAUGAUGAGAAUGAUGAAGAUGAUGAAAGCCAAAAUAGCGAUGAAGAAUACAAUGGCAACAAUGUGGCUAAACAAACAAGGCGAGAUUUAAAUGUAGAAAGGCAGCCGCCAGCAAAAAGAUCUCGUCUUAAUAUCGACGUUCGUGAUAGUCCAUUAAUUACACGACAUCAACCACUGUUGUCGUCUACUCCAGCUGUGGGUAGCUCAUAUUUACGCAAUUCUGCUACUAGUACAUCAGCUUCGCGAUCUUCUUAUCAACGAUCUACAAAUUUGAACCUUUAUACAAACCAAGCUAAAAAGGAGCCAGCUUUUAACUUUGGCCAGCAAAAGGAAUCAAAACCAUCAACUAAAAUUAGUACCGAUAUCAUUGAUUUGAUAUCAAAUCCUUCUUAUGAACAUGAGGAUAAACUUACAGAACAGCCUAACGUGUAUGGUGGAAGUCGUACUGGAAUAAGUUCUCGCAAAAGUUUAAAUAUACCAUCUUCAAACUCGACAUUAACGGGCGUGGAACGUGUUUAUGCAACUGUCGCUCAUCUUAAACGUCAACCAUUGUCAUCAGCUAAAGCAGAUUUGUCGGUCACUCAUACCUUGGGUGUACCACCCAGACGUACUUCAACUACUAUACACGAAGUACAAGACCAAGAAGAUCAUGAGCAAGAACAGGGUGACGGUAUGGAAAAGGGCGAAGAGGUAUCAGCUGCCAAUACAAAUACUUAUAAUGGUCGCACUGAGGGCUCUAACAACAAAAGACAAAAACUAAUCAAUGGAUCGGGUUUGAAUGCCGCAGCAUUGCCCGAGUCGAAUGAUGCGAUUUUAAUUGAUUCCGCUUCAGAGAGCGGUGAGAGUGCAAUGGAUGUAAUGAAAACGAACUCAUCUAAUAAACAACAACGUAAGACUGGUCUUUUUAAUAUGACAGCUGGCGGAGGAGCUGUAAAUACUCGCAACAGUAGUCGUACUUCUUCAUUCGGAAAUGGUUUGAAUUUCUAUUCCCACCUUGAGGGACGAAAAUCUUUAUUCAGCGGUCCCAAUCAUGGUAGCUCGAAUCCAUUAAAUAAUUCUACAUUAUCUUUAACAUCGCUUAAUCGCCGUCAGUUUAAUGCUUCAAUCUAUGGCAGUACAUCGGCUUUGAGUGACAGUCGAUUGUUAAAUACGUUUUCUCCAUUUUACAAAGGAAAAACAACAUACGGUGGAGCAGCAGCUUAUAAUAAAUAUACAGCUGGUGCAGGCGCCAGUGCAGUGCGUAUAACACCCACAUUAAUAAGACCAACAUCAAGUCUCUCCACAUUAUCAUCGAAUAAUUCAUUGGCUAACAAUGUUAACUCUCAAAUUGGAGACAAUUCAACAAUAUCCUCGACGGCCAAACGUAUAUUGGAUUUGAUUAACGAUUUUUCCACGCCCUUAAGUGAAGCUAAAAAGAUGGCAAGUAGUCUGAAAACUAAUCCAAACUUACAAAUACCACCUCAAGCCAAAGGCCGCUUAAAUGAAAGUGAUCUAAAUGCUUCGAGAGCUAUGCGUUUAUCACAAGUACGAACACCAUAUUCUAGGCCGGCUGUAAUAUUGCAGCCGUCGGGAAAUGCCAGUGGACGUGGUACGCCAGGCGGACUCUUGCCUCCCAUUAAGGAACUGCAAGUUCCAACAAUGUCUCAAUUGUUGCAAAUGAAAAAAAUCCAAAAUACUACCGAAAAAGCUAGAAAAAUUGCUCAAAACUCUGCGGUAAAUACUGAAAAAUCUGAAUACACACUACCGGAAGUGGCAACCACAAAAACAAACACAACAAACAAAGUUUUCGAACAGGAUCAACAGAAACACACAAAUAAAAUAAGAAACAAAGUGACAAAUUCAUUAAGGCCGUCUGCAGCAACAAAAGAUUUGCAGGAUGAAGAGCCACCCCCACCCGUAAUUUUACCCAACAUAGCAUUUCCACUUAUGCAAUCUGUGCCCAAAAUUGAUAUACAAUUGAAUAAGCCUUCUGUUCCCAGCAACACUACAUUUGAUGGUAAAUUUUCAAAAGAAGCUUCAAAUAUGGCAAAAUCAUCCGAUUCAUCUAAACUAAACUCAUUUGUAUUUAAUCCUACACCCGUGAAACCUUUAACACCACAAACAUCAGUUUCAACAACAGACUGCAAAAAUAUACAAUUAUCCCCAACUCAAACAACUUCACUGAAUACCAUUUCUGCUUCAACAGUCAAAACUACAAACACUUUUAAAUUUUCUGAACCUUUACAAAUUGUUGGCGUCUCCACUCCAACACAGAGUGUAACUAAAAAUGACAUAGAUAAAUAUAAAUUUAGCCCCCCACUAGAUGUCAUUGUGCCAAUUACAUCCAAUUCUGGCAAAGUACACAAUACCCAACCGAAACAACCUCAACUUAAAGAGGGAUCUUGCUUAGAUGCUCUUAGUAAACCUUUCAUAUUGCCACCGACAUCACCUAAAACCAAUAUAACCGAUCAAACGUCUUCAAAUAAUGCACCUUUAAGUGCAGCUUCAGGUUUUGGUAAUCAAUUCAUGAAGACUUCUAAUGAAUGGGAAUGUGACGCUUGUAUGAUUCGCAACAAAUCGAAUGUGAAUAAGUGUGUGGCCUGUGAAACUCCACGUUCACAAAAGUCCUCAACAAAUCAGCAACAAUUGAGCUCGUCAUCAUCUUUAACUGCAACAUCUGUCACGUCUUCAUUUGGCCAACAGUUUAAGAAAUCCUCAAAUGAAUGGGAAUGUGACUCAUGUAUGAUACGCAAUAAACAAGAGAGCUCAAAAUGUGUAGCUUGUGAAACACCACGUAAAGGAGGAGCGCCGCAAUCAACCUCCGCACUACCACCUAUUAAAAGUUCAUUUGGCGAUGCUUUCAAACCCAAGUCAGGCACGUGGGAGUGUCAGACAUGUAUGAUUUCAAAUAAAAAUGAGGCGAAUGAGUGCAUAGCUUGUCAAACUAAAAAACCCGGAGCUACGGCUACAACUACGGCUGCAGCAGUUCCAACAACUCAGUUCAAAUUUGGCUUUGCAGCUGCCACCACCACUUCCGGUAUUACAAAUGCAAAUUCUAAUGCAGAUACAGGCUUUAAAACAUUGGCCGCUCAACAAAAAGCCUCGAAAUGGGAGUGUGAUGCUUGUAUGACCCGUAAUGAUGCCAAUCGCACAAAAUGUGCUUGUUGUGAGCAACCUAAACCAGGAACAACAAGUGCAGAACCAACCAACUCAUCUUCAACUAAGUUCCAGUUUGGAGCUACUGCUGCAUCUAAGUUUAGUUUUGGAUUUGGUAACGGAACCAACACACCUAAAGAAGACGAUUUACGAAAGGGACUGGAUGUUAAAACUAUAGAGACCACAAAACCCUCGUCUGUACCGGCACAAGGAGGUUUUCAAUUCGGAAUAAAACCAAUAAGUAGUAGCACGAGUGAAAGUAAAAAGGAUGAAACAGAUGCCAACAAAAAAAUUACUGGAUUUAAGUUUGGUGUGUCACCAUCAGCAAAAACUGAUAGUCCAAAGCCAAUCGAGACACCAGCUGUUUCAUCAGCACCUAGUGGUUUUGUAUUCGGUUCAAAGCCCUCAACAAUAACAGCAACAACUAAGUCAACUCCAUCAUUGUCUUCCGGCAGCGCUGCUAAUACACCAAGUGUGAAAUUCACUAUGCCUCCUACCACUACUUUCACCAGUGUUAGCAAUAACGAUAAACCAACGGGAGUGGCAGCACCUACGUUUGGCCUCGGCUCCAGUACUGCCUCUUCAACAACUGGGGGAUUUUCCUUUGGCAGCAAAACAGAGACUAAGCCAACCACAGCAGUAGUAGAGGAAAAGAAGUCUUUGGACACAUUUGCUUUCAAAACUCCAACAACAAUAUCGGCGUCCACAACUACAAAAAGUUCAGGCUUUGCUUUCGGUUCAUCAGCAAUAAAUAGCAGCUCAACAGCAGCUACAACAACUGUAGUCAGUAGCACUAAUAUCUCGACUACAUCAACAUCAACAACAACUUCUUCAACUAUGACAGCUGCAGUAAAGCCAAUGUUUAGUUUCGGUUCGUCCACAUCAACUACACCAGCUCCAAACUCGCAAGCCACUUCAGGUUUUGGUGGCUUCAGCUUUGGAAGUAAUUCAACAAACAAUGCAGCUACCACAACGACUUCGAACAUAUUAUUUGCAGCUGUUACAUCCACAUCAACCAUAUCUACUACUACGAACGUAACAUCAACAGCAUCCUUGUCAACGUCGUCGACGACAACUACUACACCUGCCUCAACAAAUAUUUUUGGUUCAUUUGGUGGAGGAGGAGGUUCAUCUAAUGCCUCUGCAACACCAGUAUUUGGUUCCUCUGUCAAUCCUCCUGCCAAUAAUAACUUAACUACGGUUAGUUCCUCAACUAAUAACUCAACCUCAGCAAAUACUCCACAAUUCGGAGCAUUUGGAUCUAAAACAACAUCUAAUGUAUUUGGAUCGUUUGGCGGAGUUGGCGGUGUAGGAGGUAACAACAAUAGUGUGUUGGUAAAGCCAAAAGAAACAAAACCAACACUGCCAGUAUUUGGUAGUGUUGCACCCAGCAGCACUUCUCAGUCAUCUCAGUCAAAUUCGAGUGGUUUUGUGUUCGGCUCUAAUGCUGGGAACAAUUCAACACUGGUGACAACAGCUUCUACAACAGGUUCGGUUACAAGUACUAGCACAACAUGGCCUAAAAACAGUUUCGUAUUUGGUUCAACGGCAUCUGCGACAUCGCCAACAAACACUGUUGCAGCGGCCAACUCAAGUGAAACUAAAGAAGUUGCUAAACCAUCCGUAUUCGGUACAUUUGGUUCGUCUAGUUCUAAUACAACUAAUCAGCAGCAAACUUCGUCUAUUUUUGGGGUCCCCGCACCAUCGUCAGCUUCUUCAGGUACAGCAGCGUCAGGACCAACAAAUUCAAGUACAAAUCUAUUUGGCUCUAAUUCAGCACCUGCUGCCACAAGUAUAUUUGGAGCUAAUUCAAGUGGUAAUGCUGCAACCCCGGCUCCAGCAUUUGGAUCAUCGCCAUUUGGCGGCGCUGCUUCAUCAACAAGUGCUACACCAACAUUUGGUAGUACAGCAGCAUCGGGCACCACAACAUUUGGUGGUUUUGGUGCGACAACUAACAAUACCACAACAAACACUACAGAAGUUAAAAAACCAGAGGCCGCUUUUAAUUUUGGUGCAGCACCAGCAUCACAAAACACAAGCGGUGGUUUUAAUUUCGGUUCAUCGACGUCUGCAACAAAACCAGCAUUCAAUUUCGGUAGUACUCAACAAACUACGUUUAAUUUUACUGGAACAGCGGAGCCACAAAAUUCAACGAAACCUUUUCAAUUUGGCGCAACUCCAUCGGCACCAGUUUUCAAUUUUAAUCGUGGUGCUUUAGAGGGCACGCCGAAUGCACCUUUCCAAUUUAAUGCAGGUGCCGCGCCUGUAUCAAGUAAUAUAUUCGCGCCGGCGCCAACCCCAGGAGCCCAAACAGCACAACAGGCAAAACGGAAAAUACGUGCACCGAUAAGACGAGUAACACAACGGUAGAGAACAUUAUAAAAUCAAACGCUUUCAACAGCGUGGACCGAUCACAACAAAAUAAACAUGAACAGACAGGACUAUGCUUAAGACAGAACAUAAAUAGCAGCCGUAUUAAUAAGAAAGAGCUAAAACAUCAAUGCC